This is a messenger RNA of Anopheles coustani, 2682 nucleotides long. RefSeq names its product transmembrane protease serine 9-like. Lineage: Eukaryota; Metazoa; Arthropoda; Insecta; Diptera; Culicidae. Gene Ontology annotation, biological process: proteolysis. Gene Ontology annotation, molecular function: serine-type endopeptidase activity. The record is from RefSeq and is a predicted model, not a curated record. Bases 62 to 2455 code for a protein of 797 amino acids. The transcript is spliced from 9 exons.
CUGUGUUCUACCAUUUUCUACCUGUAGCCACAGUUUCAGUGCAAGUGAUUUCCGUUACUAGAUGGUGCCUUUAAAUUCCUAUCGAAUGUUGUCCAUGCGGUGGAUCGCCUUCCUGAUUGUGUGUUCCUUCAUCGUCGAUCGUUGCAUUGCGUUGCAAGAGGGUGAAUCAUGUACCCACCAGGGCGAGCAAGGUGUCUGCACACCGUUCUCGAAAUGUGUACGGGGCGUGAGGAUCACCGUAUGCAGUUACUCCGCACAGGAAGCGAUCGUGUGUUGCCCUCAAUCACAGCAAAUCCGAACUAACAACGUCCCGCAGACGGCUCCAUUCGAAUCAACUAACCGUGAUUUGGGGACACGAAAAAGUGUCCAAAUGUGCAACGAGUAUAAGAAACUGACUACGGAACGUGUGGCCAUCAGUUCACUUACGCUGAAUCCGACACUAGUCAACAUCGAUGUACCAAAAUGUGACACGGUGGUUAAAUUGAUCGUUGGAGGAAAUGCAACGAAACCCGGGGAGUUUCCUCAUAUGGCAGCGAUUGGGUGGCCUAAACCGACCGGAGGGUACGCAUUCGAGUGUGGAGGAUCGCUGAUCAGCGACUUGUACGUCUUAACGGCUGCCCACUGCUAUUUGGAGUCAGAUGAUGGUGCCUUGCCGUCGAUCGUGCGUCUCGGUGAUCAAAACCUCUUGCGUUCAGACGACGGAGCCGAACCGGAGGACUACGAUAUCCUGCGAUUCAUCCUGCACCCACAGUUUCGUCGUAGCGUAGGCAAAUAUAACGAUCUGGCUCUAAUUCAACUCCGAUCGCGCGUCGACUUUACUAACUUUAUCCGUCCCGCUUGCCUUUAUGACUCGGAUGACAUUAACGCGCGGACGGCGAUAGCGACUGGAUUCGGGCUACUAGAAGGUUUCGGUAUCAAGUCGGACGACCUGCGUAAAGUGGCACUGAACAUCUACGACAACGCUCUGUGCGCCGAACAGUAUAUAGCCAACCGUUUCGUACGGCAAGGGAUUAAAGACACGCAACUGUGUGUUGGUGAUCUGGCUGGUGGUAAGGACACGUGUCAGGGGGACUCCGGCGGACCGUUACAGAUUACACAUGAAGAAAAUCAAUGCAUUUUCUACAUCAUCGGCGUAACAUCGUUUGGAAAGGUCUGCGGCAGUUCCACACCGGCAAUCUAUACUAGAGUGACUCCCUAUCUCAGCUGGAUUGAGUCAGUAGUGUGCUUCCGAGACGCACACGAAGGAAGCGCUCCAGGGAAAGCCCCGGCAGAUAAACAAAUAAUGGCGCCAGCGAUCGAGUACGUCUCCCGGUGGUGGCUCACAGCCCUUACCCUAGGUGCGAUCGGUUUUGGUCGCGCGCUCGCCUCCGGCAAUGAUGGCGAUUCAUGUCUAUAUGGCAAUGCACCAGGAAUCUGUCGUGGUUACAGUAGCUGUCGGGCGCUGUUGGAGGAGUCGCGUGUGGUUAAGAUUUGUGGUUACACGGCCCAGCAAGCGAUCGUCUGCUGUCCGGCGGACUACGAGCAACGGUUGCAGCAGUUAUACAGUCAGGACUCGCGCAUCAGUGAACGGAAGUGCCGCGAGUACAGUCGAAAGCCAUCAGCUCUGGUUGGAACACUUGGUUUCGGUUCGUCGGUAGUAAAGAUCAAACGACAGCAGUGCCCGAAGGAGCAGAACCUCAUCAUCGGUGGUACGCAGGCACGCGCCGGCGAGUUUCCACACAUGGCCCGGCUGGGUAUUCCGGACGAGCGGGGCAUAGUGGUGUUCCGGUGUGGCGCUACGUUGAUCAGCGAACAGUGGGUAAUGACGGCGGCCCACUGUCUCGAGUCGACGGACAUCGUUGUCCGGCUCGGCGAGCUGCGAGAAGGCGAUACGGAGUUUGAGGACCCAGUCGACGAGCGUGUGGUGCAGAUCGUCAAGUAUCCGACCUACAAACGUCGCACGGUGUACGACGAUAUUGCUCUGCUGAAGCUGCAGAACGGAGUCAGCUUUUCGAAUCGCAUCAGGCCUGCCUGCCUGUACAGUUCAUCUGAAAUCGAUCGGACGAAGGCGAUAGCCACCGGGUUCGGAUCCACACAGGCAUACGGACCAACGUCCAAAGAGUUGCAGAAGGUAACGCUGGACCUGUUCUCAACGCCCGCCUGCGCAGUGUACUUCCAGCGGAAUCCGCGCGUACCGCAGGGCCUACGUGACACGCACCUGUGCGCCGGAUAUCUGGCCGGUGGACGGGACACCUGUACGGGAGAUUCGGGUGGUCCAUUGCAGAUCUACUCGGGCGAUGAGAGCAGUUGCGCGGUGCAGGUGAUCGGUAUCACCUCGUUUGGCAUCACGUGCGGUACUAGCACGCCCGGCAUUUACACGCGCGUCUCGGAGUACCUCGAUUGGAUCGAAGCCGUGGUGUGGCCAGAGGAAGCCACGGCCACCCGCGGAAGCAGCAACCAGUUUGCGUUCAGCUGAACGGCAGACGGAUUUACAAGGGCCUUAGCGGAAGUUCGAUGCGAAUCGCUUUGACAAGACCUAGGUACGCGAUCGUGUAUAAUGGGUUUUAAUUUUAUUUAUGUUAUCUAUUACGAAGGAAAACAAACUACGACGAGUGAAAUAAACAUACCUUACUGUUUUGUCACGAAUAAUGUAGGAAAAUGAUGAAAAUAAAUGUGAAUAAAGUCUAAUCAACAAACCAGAGA